AUGAAGGACCUGGACGCCAUCAAGCUCUUCGUGGGCCAGAUCCCGCGCCACCUGCACGAACAGGACCUCAAGCCGCUGUUCGAGCAGUUCGGCCGCAUCUACGAGCUGACGGUGCUCAAGGACCCGCACACCGGCGUGCACAAAGGUUGUGCCUUCCUUACAUACUGCGCCAGGGACUCCGCCAUCAAAGCCCAGACGGCCUUGCACGAACAGAAGACCCUGCCGGGGAUGGCGCGCCCGAUCCAGGUGAAGCCGGCGGACAGUGAGAGCCGUGGAGGGGACCGGAAGCUGUUCGUGGGCAUGCUCAACAAGCAGCAGUCGGAGGAAGACGUGCUCAGGCUCUUCCAGCCCUUUGGCGUCAUCGAUGAAUGCACAGUGCUGCGAGGACCCGACGGGAGCAGCAAAGGCUGUGCCUUUGUGAAGUUUUCCUCCCACACAGAGGCCCAGGCGGCCAUUCACGCCUUGCAUGGCAGCCAGACCAUGCCGGGGGCCUCCUCCAGCCUGGUGGUCAAGUUCGCGGACACGGACAAAGAGCGGACUCUGAGGCGCAUGCAGCAGAUGGUUGGCCAGCUGGGCAUCCUGACGCCAUCCCUCACCCUGCCCUUCAGCCCCUACAGUGCCUACGCCCAGGCUCUCAUGCAGCAACAGACGACAGUGUUGUCCACCUCCGGCAGCUACCUGAGCCCCGGCGUAGCCUUCCCCCCUUGCCACAUCCAGCAGAUUCGCCGUCAGGGCGCCGUCAGCCUUAACGGUCUGCCCGCCACGCCCAUGGCCCCCACCUCCGGGUUACACUCGCCCCCACUGCUGGGCACUGCCGCCGUUCCUGGCCUGGUGACGCCCAUCCCCAAUGGCUUCCCAGGUGUCCUGCCCUUCCCUGGGAGCCACCCCGCCCUGGAGACUGUGUAUGCCAAUGGCCUCGUCCCCUACCCAGCUCAGAGCCCCACUGUGGCCGAGACCCUCCAUCCUGCCUUCUCCGGAGUCCAGCAGUACACAGCCAUGUACCCCACCGCGGCUCUCGCGCCUGUGGCGCACGGCGUCCCGCAGCCUCCGCACCUCCUGCAGCAGCAGCGCGAAGGUCCCGAAGGCUGUAACCUGUUUAUCUACCACCUCCCCCAGGAGUUUGGAGACACGGAGCUGACCCAGAUGUUCCUCCCCUUCGGCAAUAUCAUCUCCUCCAAGGUGUUUAUGGAUCGGGCUACCAACCAGAGCAAGUGUUUCGGAUUCGUGAGCUUUGACCAUCCGGCCAGCGCGCAGGCGGCCAUCCAGGCCAUGAACGGCUUUCAGAUCGGAAUGAAGAGGCUGAAGGUGCAGCUGAAGAGACCCAAAGACCCGGGACACCCGUACUGACCACGCCCACAGCCCCCCCGCUGUGGGUCUGGCCCCAGGUGAGCCGCCAGGCGGCCUGUGCCCUGCCCAGCCCUGGUGUCGUCCGCCCCUCCCCUCCCAAGCUCACGCUCCAGGAAGCCAGUGGGGACAAACCCCUCCCCCAUCACCUUCGGCUGGGGUGGCACAGAGGGUGGGAUUCGGGUGGGGAGGUGGAGAGCAAGCUAGGCGCUCCCGCCAGGGGGGCUUCCCAGGGAAGGUUUUGAAGGAUGAAUAGAAGCUCAUGCAGAAGUGGGCGUGUGGGUCGGUGCAGGGUGCGAUGGGCGGGGCUUCUAUCCAAUCCUGUGAAGCUGUUCCCCUCCGGGAAGCCUAAAAGAUGUUCAGCACACGUCCCAGGCCUGGGUCCCUCCAGUUAAGCUUGGCCCAGACCUGAAGCCGAGGAGAUGGGAGCCCGUCACAGCCUUCCGGUCCCCCACCUCUGUCCCCACCGGCUCCCGUGGACCCCGAGAGCCCUGUCUUCUGAUUACAUGCCCAGCGGGUUCACAAAA
Peromyscus eremicus (cactus mouse) is the source of this 1871-nucleotide messenger RNA. It is a transcript of the gene Celf5, whose product is annotated as CUGBP Elav-like family member 5. Gene Ontology annotation, biological process: mRNA splice site recognition; regulation of alternative mRNA splicing, via spliceosome. NCBI's taxonomy places the organism in Eukaryota, Metazoa, Chordata, Mammalia, Rodentia, Cricetidae. The record is from RefSeq and is a predicted model, not a curated record. Gene Ontology annotation, molecular function: mRNA binding. Gene Ontology annotation, cellular component: cytoplasm; nucleus; ribonucleoprotein complex.